Molecule: messenger RNA, 2127 nt
Organism: Ectocarpus sp. CCAP 1310/34
Lineage: Eukaryota; Phaeophyceae; Ectocarpales; Ectocarpaceae
Source: the annotation of a GenBank genome assembly
AUGUGGAGGCCGUCCAAGAAGGCAGGGGAGGAGUAUCAGCCCCGUAGGCAGCUCAUGGUUGCGGGGGACCAAGCAUGGCGCAAGUUUCUGAAGUGGCCGGAGUACUUGGGGCUUAAGGCGGAGCUGCUGAGGGAAGACAACAGCUUCACGGACCCUGGGCGGACGCUGUUCCUCUCGACGCGGUGUGGUGACCGUUCCAGCGUAAUGGACUCUUCUGCUGUGUCACCGCCCCAGGAGGACGGCCUCUUUGCUGACCCGUUGUCCUCCUUUCUGUCCGUUUCAACUGUUCGCUUGUGUGUCACAGUGGAACCCAAGGUAUCGCAGUGUGCAUGCCAGAUCCACACGCAGCAGGGGCUGUACCUGAAGGCCUUCGAGAUGUUGAUGCCUGCAAUGCAUGCCAACUGUGACUGCACGUGCAAGUGGUGCGACGGGGGGAGUGGGUGUGGAAAGUGGAUGGCCAUGUGUAAAGAUCUGCACAGCUUUUCAGAGGCUUUGGAUUGCGAGAAGGUAGACUGCCUUGAGGAGGACCGAGGGGGUAGGUUUGAGCACUGGGGGGGGAAGCCCGCAUGCGUUGCGAUGGAAUGCUCCGAAUGCAGGUUUGGCAACCCAGAUGACAUCCCCAUGAACUGCGAUGCCCUGGGGUCCAUGGCGGACAGAGUAGUCGGAUGGCUUCGAUUCGAGGAUCAAGUCAUGGAGGAUGGCAAGGUGCACAAGAAGCAGCAGAUACCCCAGGCCGGAAAACUGGGCGAUCUGUGGAAGGAGUUUGUGGAGCACUCGAAGAAGUACAUUCAUCACCACGAGCUAGCAAAGUGGCAGCGCCAAGCCCACAACAUGUGCCUGGCGACGUUCUCCAAAGGCGAGCUGUUGGUGGAGACCGACUUUAUCGAGAAGUACAAGCACGAGGCUGGCGCUAUCUUGACGUGCGCUACUGCGCCCUCCACGACCAUGAUGGUGGCUCUAGUUCACCACAGUCCUGACGACGACGGUCGGCAUGAGACAGACACAUGGGUAGUCGUAUCGAGUGACCCCAACCAUGACUUCGAUUUCCACAUCUACGCCAUGGACAUCAUCCUUCGGUACUACAUCACGGGGGAUGGGCGGGCCGCUACUGCUGGAACACCGGUCCCCACGGUGCACAUCUUCACCGACGGGUGCGCCAAACAGUACAAGGGGAAGCGCAACUUUCACGCUGUGGCCAAGAGCUUGCACAGGCUUGGUGUCGUCCUCAUCCACAACUUCGCGGUCACGUCGCACUUCAAAGGCGCCCACGAUGGCAUCGGAGGGUUGCUGAAGGCUCUACUGCGAGAAGCGGAGAAAAGGGGCCAGCGCAUCCACGACACCGAAGCCGCAGCCGACUUCCUCAAAGCCUACGCCGAGGCAAAGGAGGAUGGAGGAGGCCACUUUUCAACCUGGUCUCCCUACCGAAUCAGGAGGUUCCACAUCAAGCUUCUUGGACACCGAGAGAUCCCUCGCCCGUUCGUAGAUUUGAUGGGCAUCUCUGGGAGUUCCAAGCUGUACCAGUUCAUGGCAGCGGAGGUCCAGGAGGAGGAGAGCUCGGGCGUAGGCGUAGAGGUGCAGAAGGAGAACGGGGUUCCCCUCGUAGGUGGCGAGAAAGAGGUUUAGCUACCCCGCAGAGAUGGCAGGCGGACGAAUCAACUGUUCUGACGCUUCCGGCUGUCACGAAGCGAUACAAGCUAUGCGUUCGCCAGGCGUCGUCAUACUGCUCGAAGUGUAGGUUGGAGGUUACGACGACUGCGUCCCGGCAAAGAAGUACGCGAGGAUGGUGGGUAUGGUGAAGGCUGUGUCGGGCAAGCAUAAGGUUACUCGGGCGUCUUGUGGUGUAGGGAAUUGAAGGGUGUCCGUGGUGCUCGUCAUGUUCUCGUGAUUGGCGCCUUGUUCUCUUCCAUGUUCUUUGGUUUUUCGGGGUAAUUUUGUUGCAGUAUUUGUACGUUUUUUGUUGCUGUGUGCUGUUUGUUGCAUGUUGCUGUUCAUAUGCAGCAGCAGGUCGUCUCCCUUGCGGUUUGGGAUAUCAAAGAAGGGUCUCCAGCAGGAGAAAACAAUAUUUGCCGGCGUAUGUGGCUAAUAUUUUCACGGUGUGUCGCCGAAAUGGGCUGUCUUUUCCAUAUA